This is a messenger RNA of Manis pentadactyla (Chinese pangolin), 1688 nucleotides long. It is a transcript of the gene DOHH, whose product is annotated as deoxyhypusine hydroxylase. Lineage: Eukaryota; Metazoa; Chordata; Mammalia; Pholidota; Manidae. The transcript is spliced from 5 exons. Gene Ontology annotation, molecular function: deoxyhypusine monooxygenase activity. The coding region runs from base 314 to 1264 and encodes 316 amino acids. Gene Ontology annotation, biological process: peptidyl-hypusine biosynthetic process. The record is from RefSeq and is a predicted model, not a curated record.
GCAUGGCACCGGUGGCAACCUGUGCUUCCAGGCCCCCGCGCCGCCGCGGAGACUGUGACUGGGAUUCCCCCCCGGGGCUGCGUUGGUGCCGGCCGGGCCGGUCACAUGGGCGGGAAGAUGGCGGCCCCCGGAGCGCGCGGCGAGCAUCGCGUAUCGGUGAGAUGGGGGCGGCGGCGGCGCUAGCGGGCCGACCGGGCGGGUACUGAGCUCCGGGGGUGCGCUCGGGCGUCCGGCGGCGGAGAGCACGGGUCUCAUGCCCGUGAGUCCCGAGGUUUAGCCAGAGCAGGUCGGCAGGAGGAAGGAGGCAGGUGCCAUGGUGACUGAGCAGGAGGUGGAGGCCAUUGGGCAGACGCUGGUGGACCCCAAGCAGCCCCUGCAGGCCCGCUUCCGGGCGCUCUUCACCCUGCGAGGGCUCGGGGGUCCAGGAGCCAUUGCCUGGAUCAGCCAGGCCUUCAGCGACGACUCUGCCCUGCUCAAGCAUGAGCUGGCCUACUGCCUGGGCCAGAUGCAGGAUGCCCGGGCCAUCCCCAUGCUGCUGGCGGUGCUGCGCGACUCCCACCAGGAACCCAUGGUGCGCCACGAGGCGGGGGAGGCCCUGGGGGCCAUCGGGGACCCAGGAGUCCUGGACAUCCUGAAGCAGUACUGCGCUGACCCAGUGGUCGAGGUGGCCGAGACAUGCCAGCUGGCUGUUGGGCGGCUGGAGUGGCUGCAGCAGCAUGGCGGGGAGCCAGUGGCAGCAGGGCCCUACCUGUCGGUGGACCCGGCCCCACCCGCUGAGGAGCGCGACGUGGGGCGGCUGCGGGAGGCGCUGCUGGACGAGGCCCGGCCGCUCUUCGACCGCUACCGAGCCAUGUUCGCCCUGCGCGAUGCCGGGGGCGAGGAGGCGGCGCUGGCGCUGGCCGAAGGCCUGCGCUGCGGCAGCGCCCUCUUCCGCCAUGAGAUCGGCUACGUCCUGGGCCAGCUGCAGCACGAGGCGGCAGUGCCCUGGCUGGUGGCCUCCCUGGCGCAGCCGGCCGAGAGCCCCAUGGUGCGACACGAGUGUGCCGAGGCCCUGGGGGCCAUCGCCCGGCCUGCCUGCCUGGCCGCCCUGCGGGCCCAUGUGGCUGACCCCGAGCGCGUGGUGCGGGAGAGCUGUGAGGUGGCCCUGGACAUGUACGCGUACCAGACGGGGCCGGCCUUCCAGUACGCUGAUGGGCUGGAGCAGCUGCACCCUCCGCCUCCUGGAGCCGCCCCCCGCCCUCCCCCGCAGGGCCCCGAUGUGUAAACCCACCCGCCCCCCGAGUGUGGGGCUGGGGCUCUUCUGGCCGGGUACCCUGCCUCUGCACUGACUCAGGGCCAAGGUGUCCCCUGCCAAGGUGCCCAAGGGUCCAUGCACAGGAGGGGCAGGAUAUCGGUGUGGGAGGGGGUGGUCUGAGGGGCGCCUGAACAGGGCUGUGCCCUGGGGGUGGGGUGGGUGGCCCUGAGCCAGCUUCUCUGGGAAUGAGACAUGCCAGGAAGGUGCUAUGGCCUAACCUGCCCCAUUGGGCAGGGGCUGGGGUAUCAGGGGGCUGCUCCUGGGGCCCCUAACUCCCCAGCCUGGGCCUGGGCGGGGUGGGAGGUGGUCGCUGGGUGGCUGGGCUGGGGGCUCUGGCUGGGAGAAAAACAGACCCCAGGGUCCAUAUGGUCUAUUAACUUAUUUUUGCCAUGCA